This is a messenger RNA of Porites evermanni, 2111 nucleotides long. Lineage: Eukaryota; Metazoa; Cnidaria; Anthozoa; Scleractinia; Poritidae. The record is from the annotation of a GenBank genome assembly.
AUUUUCGUUGCACUUGAACAAAUCCUGCUGGAAGCACGCAUAGAGUCGUGCAAAACUAAGCUGUCGCAGACGUUAAAGAGGACUGCUUUGGAGAGAGGUUUAGCGAUUUCUGACAAUCAAGGAGAGGGAAACUGCAUGUUUUUUGCACUCUCAGAGCAGCUUGACCUCGUCAAGGGAAUUCAAAUGUCCCAUGAUGAGUUACGCCAAACUAUUGUUCAACACCUUCGGGAAAACCCCAGGCUGGUGAGUACCUCAUUAUUUUUGCUUGAGUAGAUUCAUUUCCGAGCCGUAAGCCGUCGCAUUUGCCCGCUGAAUUUUUUUCAUUGCUCUUAAGGUUAUAAGUAAUAAGACCCUGUCCACACAUAGCGUAUUUGAAUUUUUUUUCGUCCGUCUACAUAAAAACGCUGAAAUGAUUGAAAUACGAUAGCAUCCCUGACAGAACAAACGCAGUGCUACUAGCAUACAAUAAAUGACAUCGUCGUAUUAGAAAACCUCUGUUUUUGUCCGUCCACACGUAAACGAGAAGUCGACGUUUUCAAAAGUCUACUCUGGGGACCGCUUUCUGGUGACCUGUGUUUUUGGUGCCCGAAAAGGCCGUUUUCGUGUGGACGGAAGGCUAAAAAUACCCUGAUACGUGUGGACGGGGCCUUAAAGUCCUGCAAGCAAAUGUGGCGGCUUUACGGGUAUGCUGCAAAUGAAUCCACCCGUUAUGAGCAAAACAGCAGCUCUGCAAGAGCAUCACGCAUGUUUGUACUUUUCUUCGUCGUCCACUGCACGAGGUGAAACUUCCUAAUGCGACGUUUUGUGAAGGACCUCGAACGCACGGCGACCAAGUAUUGUUAUUGGAUCGGGAUGCUGUCCUUAAAAUACAAAUCCAAGAAAUUUCUUCUCCUUGUUUUAAUUUACAAAACGCGACAUAAGGACCAUGAAGAUUUAAAUUAACGCAAACUCGUUUCCUUUAAUCACAUUUUUAUCUCGGAGGUGUAAAUGGAAACCGAUUUUAGGAAAUCUGUUUCUGUCGCCUCGAUCGUCUGACUUAUGUCCUAAUUUUUAUAAGUAAGGUAAUGUUCUCUGAAAGCCGCUUUGUUCUAACAGCAUAUGUCUAUAUAGUGAAGUGAAGUGAAAACUUUAUUUAAAGAGGGUAAAACUUGACAGUUAUAACAUCAACUAAUAAACUUGAGGUCCUAAAUACUGGUUAUAUAUGUAAGGUUAUUUCUGACCCAACUUACUUGGCCAAGUCGAAAUUUCCAAACUUUUAUUAUUUCUUGUUAAAAACCUCUUCCCCUCUCACUCACACGUGUAACAAACACCUCCCUAAAACCUCCUAAAGUACUUUCCUAAAAGUGUUGCUCCCUGCCGUUCUUAAUUGUUUUUGUUGGACUUUUUACAAGGAAAAUAGUAUAGGAUACACAGUUUAGGUCUCGUUUUUGAAGUGAAAUCUCAUUAGCAUGAAGUGAAACAAAUAAGUGUAGAUGACAUCUUUAUCUAAUGAAUUAAAUGCGGUAGAAUCUCAUCAAGAUAACGUCUAAGUUAUACGAUCUAUUUUUAUGCAGUGUCUAGUAUAACCAGUUAUUCUUACAUUGAUGAUGUAACUUGCAGGAAUCAUGUUCUUAUUUGGUGUAUUUGGUGAGAAUGCUGUCAUAGUUAAUUUCAUUGUCCAUUCCAGACACCCUUUUGGCCUGGUUCCGGUUCACUACUAAAGUGGACAUAUCUGCUGUAGUGCCGAUACCAGCUAGCGGGGUCCGCCUUAGAGAUAGCUGACGACAGCGCAGCUGCCUACAUAUAUACCUUCUACAAAAGCACUCUACCUUUUUCUCCAUUAACUACAGUACUUACUUUCUUUCUUACAGCCGAAUGGGACAGAACUGUUUCAUUUUGUUGAUGGAUAUUCAUCUUGGGAUGCCUACCUCACUAGCAUGAUGGUAGAUGGUACAUGGGGUGAUCACGUGAUUCUACACGGCGCGGCAAACUGUUUUCAAUCGUGCAUCCACGUGAUCAGCAGUCUGCCACAUUGCCAUGGCGUAAUGAUCUGUCCAGAGUAUGAUGUUACUGGUAGCAACCGGCUUGUGCUGGGUCACGUGCAUGAGCUUCACUAUGUUAGCCUUAUUCCC